GGUAAAUGGUUUAACUGAUUUCAUGAUCCAGGUGGAGAUUUGGCAGCCACAAUGUCAACGUAUCCUGUGCUGAAUGACCAGCCAAUUGACCAGUGGAAGGUCACGGAUCUGAAGGAUGAGCUCUGUAGGAGGAACCUACCUAUCAGCGGUUUGAAGGAAGAUCUUGUCAAAAGGCUCUUUGAGGACCUGCAGGGUGAUGUACUUGGCAGAGAAGGAACAGUUGAUGGAUCUUCCCCUGGUGAUGAUCUGAAAGUGGACAAAACAACUGCUUCUGCUGAUGCAUCUGUUUGCCAGGCUGUGAUGGAACCAAGCGUUGAUGAAAAUCCUUCUCGGGUUUCAACGCAAAGCGGGGAUCUUGUUGUUUCUGUUACAGAAGUUAGCAAGGAAAGUGAAGUUGCUACUGGAAAAUUUGUUGUUACUACUGAAGAAGUUAGUCAGAAACCUCUUGCUGCUGCUGCUGCUGCAGAAGUUAGUGAUGCCCCACUAGUUGAUGUGUUGACAACUAAUAAAAUUUCUCAAAGUGGUGCAGCGGCAACUAAACAAGAUGAUCUAGAAUCAGCGCCAUCUGACAGUACUAUGGUGAAGGAUGUACAUGAACAAGCUGGUGGUCAUAGUGAGUUUAUUGCAGAGAAGGCUCUAGAAGAAGAUGCUGCCAAGAAAACGAUUGUUGAUUAUCUAUUUGCCACUACUGAUGUCAAGUUGGAUGUGACUCCUGCUAAAGGCAAGUUAGACGACGACAUUCUAGAGCAUGAAGUGGUACCAUCACCUCCGGAUGCGAUUGUGCCUCAUGCUGACCAUUGGGAUCUUGAUGCUGUUGCACCUGCACUAGGACAUAAUGGUGAUGCCCUGAUUCCUAAGAUAAGUUCGGUUGACAGUGAUUUGAUGAACUGCAAGGAUCACGAAGAUUCUGGGCGCACAAGCAAUGCUUGCAAACUAACCAUACCUGGACCAAUAGACCAGACAGCUGGAACCUUGCCAGCGACAAUGCCGACAUAUCCUGUGCUAAAGAACCGACCAAUUGAUCAGUGGAAGGUCACAGAACUGAAGGAUGGUCUCUCUAAGAGGAACCUACCUAUCAAAGGUUUGAAAGACGAUCUUGUGAAAAGGCUCUUUAAGAACCUUGAGGGUGAUAUACUUGGUGGAUCUCCCUGCAGUUAUGAUCUCAAAGUGGACAGAACUCCUGGUUCUGCGGAUGCAUCUGUUUGCCAGGAUGUGAUCGAACAAAAUGUUGAUGAAGGUCCUUCUCAGGUUGCAACUCAGGAAGGAAGUUCCGACACUACUACAGAUGUUAGUGAGGAUGCUGUAGCUACUACCGAAGAAGUUAAUCAGACCACUCUUGUUGCUGCUACAGAUAGUGAUUCUCCUCUAGUUGAUUCUGCAACAGCUGAUACAAUUUCUCUAAGUGAUACAGUGGCAACUAAAAGAGAUGAUCUAGAAUCAGCUCCAAGUGAUGGUGCUAUAUUGAAGGGAGCAUCUCUAAAAGCUGAUUGCCAUAGUAAGAUAAUUGCAGAGAAGGCUCCAGAAGAAGGCACCGUCAAGGAAGCUAUUCUUGAUUAUGUACCAUAUGAUGUAGCCAGUGCUAAAGUUAAGUUGGAUGCAACCUCUGCUAAAGGCAAGUUAGACGCUGAUAUCGUAGAUAAGGAAGCACUAUUAUCACUUCCAGAUGCUAUCGCACUACAUACUGAUCACUUGGAUGUUCAUGCUACUGCAACUGCACCUGGCCAGAAUGCUGAGACUUUGAUUCCAAAGAUAGAUUCGGGUGACAAUGCUUUCAUGAGCAGCAAGGACCGCGAAGAUUCUGGGCACACAAAUGAUGCCUGCAAACCAUCCCUGUCAGGAACAAAGGACCAGGUCUCUGAGGCCAACCCUGAUGUAGGUUCUCAAAUCAAGUGUGUAUUGAUUUCGCAUGAGGAUAUAUCAACUAAUGUAAAGGGUGAUCUGAAUGCUGACAAUUCUGAUUUGGAACUAGAGGCUAAACGGGAUAUGGUCAAACCACAACCGUGCAGAAUUCCCUCCGUAGGUGAUGAUUUGCAGGCAUUGGACGAUGAAAAGCAGUUGUGUAAGAAGGGAACCCCAUUGCAAGAAAAAAGAUCUAUGACCAAUAUGGACUUGGACAAGAAAGAGGACAGUCCCAAUGGUGUUUCUCCUGAAAAAGUAAAUUUAGAGAGGACCUCAGGUAAUGAAUCGAUAGAGGAGGAUGCCAUGGAAAGUAAGCAUGUUAUUCCCAAUAUCAGAUCUGAUGAUGUUGGAAGAGAAAUUGAGGUUACCUCGGACCAUGAGGUAAAAGAGGUGGUGCUCUUUGAUACUGUUGAUUCAUCUGUGCAAACAAAGGAUAAUGUAGCCAAGGAGAAAUCAGUAGCUCCAUCUGAAAAGAGGAAACCGGAAGACCAAGUUGUUGCAGUUGACCCCAACAAACGUCAACGCCGUGUGGAUAGUGUCAAACUUCCUAAGGAACAAACAUCCACAAGCAGCUCUAUUUGUCCAAAGGGUGUGGUUCAGCCUGCUAUAAAACGUUCUUUUGGCAGGUCUGGUUCAGUGGCAAGUGGAGAUUCCCACAUAGAGCGGACAGUGCCACUUUCUCAGAAGCCUGCAACUACUUCCUUGAAAAUUGAUCGAUUUGUGCGUCCAUUUACUCUGAAAGCUGUGCAAGAGCUUCUUGGUAGAACUGGAUCUAUUUGCAGCUUUUGGAUGGAUCAUAUCAAGACUCACUGCUACGUUACAUACUCUUCAGUGGAUGAAGCCGUGGCUACCAGGAAUGCUGUUUACAACCUCCAAUGGCCCCUAAACAAUGGCAGUUACUUACUUGCCGAAUUUGUUGAUCCACGUGAGGUGAAGCUCAAACUUGAACACCCUCCUCCACCGCCAGCACCGAUCAGCCUCAGCAAAGAUACAACUCAACAGGCAGUAGGCUUCCAACAAUCAAAGCCUAACCAAACCAUCCUUCCCGAUGACGUGGGUGCCUUGAGGGGUCUGUUGCCUACUCCGCAACCUCUGAAGUUGUUUCCGGCCUCUAAGCCUCGGUCAGAUAGGGAUAUGCUUCCACCCCCUCCAAAGGAAGUUAAAGCACCUGCCAUGUCGCUUGCUGAUCUCUUCAAGCAGACACAGGCCUCUCCGAUGAUUUACUACCUGCCCUUGACAGAAGAGGAGGUGGCAGCCAAGCUCGCAGCACGCAGCAGGCGGAGGAAGAGAGGGUAGGGGGCU
Lolium rigidum is the source of this 3201-nucleotide messenger RNA. RefSeq lists its product as uncharacterized. The transcript has 4 exons. Gene Ontology annotation, molecular function: nucleic acid binding. NCBI's taxonomy places the organism in Eukaryota, Viridiplantae, Streptophyta, Magnoliopsida, Poales, Poaceae. The record is from RefSeq and is a predicted model, not a curated record. The coding region runs from base 52 to 3195 and encodes 1047 amino acids.